This is a messenger RNA of Lepisosteus oculatus (spotted gar), 2597 nucleotides long. RefSeq names its product membrane protein FAM174. Lineage: Eukaryota; Metazoa; Chordata; Actinopteri; Semionotiformes; Lepisosteidae. The record is from RefSeq and is a predicted model, not a curated record.
AGGAUAUUUUUCUUUCGUUUGUACAGUAUGCUUGGGUCUUGUGACUUUGUGAGAGCUCUACCUAAUUGCAUUAGUAAACAGACGUUGCUGCUUAAUUUAAAAAGACUCAUUGCAAUGCUUCUGUGACCAAACACGUUUUACAGGUACAUCCGGGUGUCUUCUCCUCAGUUUCUGAAGCCCAUCAAUAGCAGCUCCCGCAGGCACGCAGGGAAGAUGAUGUCACACUGCGUAGCGACGGUAGGAAGUCAACGCAUAAACAAUAUGAGGGAAAUAAGAGGGAGUUGAUUCUGCUCUGUGUGUUAUAACAAUACGUCAGCGCUGACAGAAAAAAAAAACAGAAAAUUAUUUUAGGACAUGGGUCCUGAAAAGACACGGGUCUUUAGGGCUAGUUUGUUUGUAUGCAUCUUACUGCCUGUACUUUUGCCUCCUGUUGCCACAGUUGGCCCGUACAAAGCUCCGUCUACAAAGAUCCAGGUGGGCAUCAGCCAAAACACCGGCAAUGCCAGCAGCGGUAAUACCAAAAUGAAUACGCACACAGGCUCCGUUGGAGUCAGGGAAGGCAAAAACAACAGUACGGGCGACUUCCAGAGCACCAGCCGGACUGUGGCAGCGGAGCUGGCCGCGAAUGACAGCAGACCGAUGUCCAUUCAGAGGGCACUGUAUGUGCUUGUGGCUGUCAGCGCUCUUGUCAUCGUUUAUUUCGUCAUCAGGACUGUCAAAAUGAAAAAGAACCGUAAAACAAGGAGGUAUGGAGUCUUGGACACAAAUCUUGCCAUGGAAAUGACACCAUUGGAGCAGGACGAGGAUGAAGACGAUGAUACCACAUUGUUUGAUGCUCGUAUUUCAAGGAGAUAAAAUGGCAAAGUUUGGAAAAUGUAGACACCUGAAAACCAAAGGAAGUUCAUGAACUUAUGAGGCAAAGACAUGUUUCAGAACUGAACUUUCUUGAAGUAUAUUUAAGUUUUUACCAUACAUAUCGUUUGGAUACUAAAACACUUAACAUUGAUAUUGCACUGUUUUCAACACAGAGCCAAAAGAAACCUUCUUUUUUCUUUUUGGUUAUGUUGUUUAGAAAAUGUGAUUUUUUUUAUUGCAUUAUGAUUUCGCUAUACAGUACAUAACUGGAUGAUAUGUGCAAAUAGUAUUUGUUAAGAUAUUAAAGGUUGACCUGCAAGCUAUGUGUGUGGUUGGACCAAAUGACACCAUUGUUUCUAAGAUUAAGUGAAAGGUGAAUAUGCUAUUUUUAAAAAACUGCCUUUGACAUUGAAUUAUAUAGUAAAUACACUGGGACAUUUACAAAGGUUUCCACAAUGCUAAGUGUUCUGUAUUUUUUCACAGUUGGCUGGCUUUUUAGUUAAGUGAAAAUGAAGAUAUGGUUACAGUAACUCCAUGUUCAAAAUGAAAAUGGAGACAACUACAGUAUGUCAUAGUCACAUAUUAUUGAAUAGUCUGUGUCUUAUGAGCAAAUAAACAGACUUCCUUCCAUUCCAUUUGUUGGACUGAGACAAAUAAGAAAGACUGUAACAGUUUUUUUAAUCUCACUGAGUUCCAUCUGUUAAGCUUAGCAUGGCUGUUAAGAAAACCUACCCACCUCAGCUACACUUUAAUACUGUUUCUUCAAAAGUGAGGUAUGAGUGCAUGAUUGAUAAUAAAGAUUGAUUGACCGUUUGGCUACAUAUAAUCAGAUUGUAUUAAUUUAUUGAAUAUGUAUGAAGGGGUAUAUUACCACAUUUUUACAGUCAUCUAGUAUUUUCAGUUGGAAAUAAUAGAAUUGCAAACCAAUGAAUUGCAGCUGAAUUAAUAUUUCUGUGUACAUCCCUUCCUCUUUAUCUCCAGUCUCUGCGUUUCUCUCAGAGGCACAAGCUUCUUAGACCGUCUUCGAGACUCAAUUUCAAAUUUGGACAUAUGUGUUCUUCUUCACAUUGCCCAUCGCAUCUCUUCCAAGUCCUUUAUUCACUCUGUAUUGUACGGGUGCUCACAGUCCUUUGCGGCUUUGUGAUGCCAUUUUUGUGGUCAUGCCAAAAAGUAAAAUAAAGGAAGAUGAGCUGCAGUGAUACAGUUGUGCAUAAUUAUUUCAUCAGCAACUUCACCAUCAUCGCAGUUUGGUUCAUCUGAUGCCAUCAAGAUAUCAUCUUGGGUAUUCAUGUCCAGCACUGUAGUCUCAUCCCUUAUUCCUGAAGAUUACUGCACUCAAAAUCUGUAAAGUUGUGUGCAUAAUGUGAAUUUGUAAUUAUUUUUUAUAAUGGAAAACAUUGGGAAUAUGCAGUAUUGUAUUUUAUGUAAUUAUUUUUGUAUGCAGUAUGUUUCAGUCAUGUUUUGACAUACUGUAUACAGUAUGUUGAUUUGCAUGGUGUAUUAAGUAUACUUGAGGUAUACUGUAUAUGUGGAAUAGAAGAUACUUUUUUCCUAGUUCUUUGUUUUUUGUUAUUUGUGGGCAGUUUGGGAUCGUAUCUCCUGUGAAUAAAGAGGAUUGGGUGUACAUGUAGAGUAUUUUUUAGGAUGAGAGAGAUUUAUUGAUUGCUCAACAAGAUGUUGUUGAUGAAUGUAUGAUUUGCAUUUUAAGUUUACACAAUAUGAAUAAAAUAUUUUAAACAGUU